Messenger RNA from Chrysochloris asiatica (Cape golden mole), 2934 nucleotides. RefSeq names its product ribosome binding protein 1 (gene RRBP1). Gene Ontology annotation, biological process: protein transport. Bases 1 to 2934 code for a protein of 977 amino acids. Gene Ontology annotation, cellular component: endoplasmic reticulum membrane. The record is from RefSeq and is a predicted model, not a curated record. The transcript is spliced from 25 exons. Lineage: Eukaryota; Metazoa; Chordata; Mammalia; Afrosoricida; Chrysochloridae.
AUGGAUAUUUACGACACUCAAACCUUGGGAGUUGUGGUCUUUGGCGGAUUCAUGGUUGUCUCUGCCAUCGGCAUCUUCUUAGUGUCCACCUUCUCCAUGAAGGAGACAUCGUAUGAAGAAGCCCUUGCAAACCAGCGCAAGGAGAUGGCAAAAACUCACCACCUAAAAGUGGAAAAGAAAAAGAAGGAGAAAACAGUGGAGAAGAAAGGAAAGACCAAGAAAAAGGAAGAGAAACCCAACGGGAAGAUACCUGAGCAUGAACCAGCCCCCAACAUGACCAUCCUACUCAAAGAAACAAUGCGGACCUCUCCUGUGGCAGUGACACCAAUCCCAGUCCAACCUCAUGUGGUCUUUGCCCCUGUAGCCACAGUAUCAGCCAUGCCUCAAGAGAAGCCUGCCCCCUCACCUAAAGACAAAAAGAAGAAGGAGAAAAAAGUGGCAAAGGUGGAACCGGGUUACAGUGCUAUAGUAAAUUCCAUCCAGGUUCUCUCCACGAAGGCUGCCUUCUUCGACUCAGCUCCUACCCAAGACAAAAAUUCAGAUAUGAUCCAGAGCCAGGGGACACCAAAACAAGAGGCUCCUUCCAAGAAGAAGUCAAAGAAGAAAAGUCAACCUGAUGCCGACGGUCCUCUCUACCUGCCCUACAAGACGCUGGUCUCCACGCUGGGAAGCAUGGUGUUCAGUGAGGGCGAGGCCCAGCAGCUCCUCGAGGUCCUAUCGGAGAAGGCCGGCGUCAUCCAGGACACCUGGCACAAGGCCACUCAGAAGGGUGACCCCGUGGCCAUUCUGAAGCGCCAGCUGGAGGAGAAGGAGAAACUGCUGGCCACUGAGCACGAAGAUGCGGCCGCUGCCAAAAGCAAGCUGAGGGAACUAAACAAGGAACUAGCUGCGGAAAAGGCCAAGGCAACAGCUGGGGAAGCCAAGGUGAAAAAACAGCUGGUGGCACGGGAGCAGGAGGUCGCGGCAGUGCAGGCCCGCAUGCAGGCCAGCUACCACGAGCACAUGAAGGAGGUGCAGCAGCUGCAGGGCAAGGUUCGGAGUCUGCAGGAGCAGCUGGAAAAUGGCCCUAACACUCAGCUAGCUCGUCUGCAGCAGGAGAACUCCAUCCUGAGGGAUGCCUUGAACCAGGCUACGAGCCAGGUGGAGAGCAAGCAGAAUGCAGAGUUGGCCAAACUCCGGCAGGAGCUCAGCAAGGUCAGCAAGGAGCUGGUGGAAAAAUCUGAAGCCGCACGCCAGGAAGAGCAACAGCGGAAGACUUUGGAAGCCAAGGCAACUGCCUUUGAGAAGCAGAUUCUGCAGCUGCAGGCCUCACACAAGGACAGCGAGGAGACCUUGCAGAAGCGCCUGGAUGAGGUCAGCCGGGAGCUCUGCCGCUCCCAGAGCAGCCACGCCAGCCUCCAGGCAGAUGUGGAGAAGGUCCAGGAGCAGCAGCAGAAGGUGGCAGAGAUGCACAGCAAGCUGCAGUCCUCGGAAGCAGAGGUGAAGAGCAAGUGUGAGGAGCUGGGUGGCCUCCAGGGUCAGCUUACAGAGGCCAGGGCUGAGAAUGCACAGCUCACCAAGAGGAUCCGGUCCAUCGAGGCCCUACUGGAGGCCAGCCAAGCCCGCGACAGUCAGGUCAGCCAGGCCAGCCGAGCAGAGGCCGACCAGCAGCAUGCCCGCCUCCAUGAGCUGGAGUCCAAAGUGUCAUCUCUGGAGAAGGAGGCAACCGAGCUCAAUCAAGCUGUUGAACAGCAGAAGGUGAAGAACAACGACCUCCGAGAAAAGAACUGGAAGGCUAUGGAGGCGCUGGCUGCUUCUGAGAGGACCUGUGAGGAGAAGCUGCGCUCGCUGACCCUGGCCAAGGAGGAGUCGGAACAGCAGCUCCGCUUGACUGAGAUGCACACCAGGGAGACGCUGCAGUUGCUCCUGCCUGAGCUUGCCACCACAUCGCACCAGAAUUACAUAGAGUGGCUGCAAGAGCUCCGAGAGAAGGGCUCCGAGCUGCAGAAACGGCCAUCGGCUCCCUCAGAGCCUUCCCCGGACCUAGCCUCUAGGCUUCGGGAGGCGGAGGAUGCCCAGAGCACCUUGCAGGCGGAGUGUGACCAGUACCGCACGAUCCUGGCAGAGACGGAGCGCAUGCUCAAGGACCUGCAGAAGAGCGUUGAAGAGGAGGAGCAAGUGUGGAAAGCCAAAGUGAGCACCGCGGAGGACGAACUGCAGAAGUCCCAUGUUACAGUGAAGCAUCUCGAAGAACUCAUCGAGCGACUGAGAGGAGAGCUGGAGAGUUCUGACCAGGUUCGGGAGCACACCUCGAAUUUGGAGGCAGAACUGGAGAAGCACAUGGCAGCAGCCAGUGCCGAGUGUCAGAACUAUGCCAAGGAGGUGGCUGGGUUGAAGCAACUCUUAGUAGAAUCUCAGUCUCAUCUGGACACGGCCAAGAGUGAAGCCCAGAAGCAAAGUGAUGAGCUUGCCCUGGUCAGGCAGCAGUUGAGUGAGAUGCAGAGCCAUGUAGAGGAUGGUGAAGUAGCAGGGUCCCUGGCUGCCCACCCAGCUGAUCAGGACCCUAUCGAGCUGACCCAGAUGUCUCUAAAAGCACAGUUGGAGCGGACAGAGGCCAUCCUGGACAGCGAGCAGACACAGCGGCAGCAGCUCAGUACCGAGUUUGAGGAGGCUCAGAGGGCUGCAUGUCGACUACAGGAAGAGUUGGAGAAACUCCGCGUUGCUAGUUCCCUGGGGUCUUCAGAUGCACAGGAGGCCACACAGCUGAAGGAAAGACUCGAGAAAGAGAAGAAGCUCACCAGUGACCUGGGGCGUGCAGCCAGUAAGUUGCAGGAGCUCCUGAAGACGAGCCAGGAGCAGCUGAGCAAGGAGAAGGACACGGUGAAGAAGCUGCAGGAGCAGGUGGACAGAGCAGUGAGUGACGGUAGCAGCUCAAAGGAGGGCACUUCGGUCUGA